Messenger RNA from Ambispora leptoticha, 921 nucleotides. Lineage: Eukaryota; Fungi; Glomeromycota; Glomeromycetes; Archaeosporales; Ambisporaceae. The record is from the annotation of a GenBank genome assembly.
AUGGAUCUUAUACAGGUGAGUGAAAUAUUUGCCAUAACCGGGUAUUUUCUUCAGUUGUGUACGUGUAUCGCAAAGCCUGGAUAUUUCUUGCCGUUAGCUUCGCUAGGAAAUGCAUUUGAAAGUAUUCAAUAUAGUAUUUUUGGCGCUACGCAUAUGGCAUUUAUUAGGAAUUUUGCACUGUCUGGCAAUGUUGGCGAUAUUGUAGCAAAGGAUGAUGCACAAAUGUCCUUGGCACAUUUAUUGGGGAUGUUAUGCGGUGUUGGCCUGAUAACCAUCUCACAUGGUCCAGCUUUUUUGUUUUCGUGUUUUGCUAUAUUGGCUCCUCUGAAUAUGGGUGCAACUUUAGCACUUUUAAAUGCGGCACAAUUCGAAAUACUGAAUCAAGCAAAACUAUCAUUAAUCGCUCGCCAAUAUAUUGAUGGUGGUGAAGUGCCAACAAUGGAAGAACUUAAAGACAGAGAGAUUGGGUUUGGGGAAUGGAUAAGACCGAAAAAGAGCCCUAUUGGUGUGAAGAUAAGAAUGGGUGUUCCUGCUUCUGACGCCUUUCAUACAAGUGAACACGUUCAAAGGGCAUUGGCCGUUUUAUCGAAUGAAAAUUACCUAUUAAGUUACAAUCCGUAUAAGAACACAAUUGAUACGCUCUACCAUUCAGACGCCGAAUCUAAUGAUGUUAUCAAAUCCAUACUUCAUUCACUGAAAUUUCACGAUCUAAUCGUUGCAAAUCGGCUUCCUGACUCACGGAACGUCAGCGAUGAAAUAAUAACUAAAGCGAUGCAAGAAAGUCACACAUGGACGAAUCAAAAAUUUGGAAAUUUCGUGGCUGAAUUAGACGAUAAGGAUUGGCAGAGUGAUGUGGUAUUUUGGAAGGACAAGGGAUUCAGAGUAAGAUGGGAACGUAUAAAAGAUACAGAGAAGUUAUAG